Messenger RNA from Gossypium raimondii (Peruvian cotton), 1179 nucleotides. RefSeq lists its product as uncharacterized. The record is from RefSeq and is a predicted model, not a curated record. The transcript has 2 exons. Lineage: Eukaryota; Viridiplantae; Streptophyta; Magnoliopsida; Malvales; Malvaceae. Bases 1 to 1179 code for a protein of 392 amino acids.
AUGGCAGAAACAGAUUCUUACACCAAACAUCAUCAACUAUUAAAACAACAAAACCAAACAAACCCAAACAAGCACAACACAAGUUUCCUUUACAAAAAAGCUGUUGUAAUCAUCAUUUUCUUGGUUAUAAUCCCAGUUUUUCCCUCACAAGCACCUGAAUUCAUCAACCAAACACUGUUGAACCGUAGCUGGGAGCUUCUCCGCUUGUUGUUAUUCGGCAUAGCUGUUUCUUACGGGCUUUUUAGUCAACGAAACGAUGAAACCGAUAAAGAACCCAACAAGAACCAGUCCAUGUUCGAUAAUGUACAGUGUUUCGUGUCUAGAUUCCUUCAGGUAUCGUCGUUUUUCGAUGAUGAAGCUGAAAACAUGUCUGGGUCUGAUGAGAGUAAGGUCCAGAUAUGGAGUAGUCAAUAUUAUAGGAAUGAAGUACCUACUGUUUUGGUAGCUAAAAAGAAAGGUGAUGAUGAAAUUGAAAAGCCUUUGCUUUUGCCUGUUAGGAGCUUGAAAUCAUCGAGUGUUAUGGAGGUCAAUAAUGGUGAGAAUAACGUUGUUCUUCCUUCACUAAUUCCAUGGCGGUCAAGGGAUGGUGAUAUAGUGAAGAACAAGACAAGUUACAGGUCUCCAUCACCGCCGCCGCCUCCACCGCCAUUAUUGAAACAAAGGGACUAUGUUGAUGGUGAAAUUGAACAUAGGAUGGAAACUAGUGAUGAUGAUGAUGGUACAGAGAGUGAGGAUGAAGAUGAAAUUGUUGGCAAAACAUGCAUUGUUUCAAGCACCAACAAUGGUGAAAACAAUGAGGAAGCUGUUGGUCCAAGCAAUGGUAUAGAUGGAGGAUCUGAUGUUGAUAAAAAGGCUGAUGAAUUUAUAGCUAAAGUUAGAGAACAGAUUAGGCUUCAAAGGAUUGAUUCUAUUAAGAGAUCAAGUGGUCAAAUCAAGAGAAACUCUACAAGCGUAGAGGGGAGGUUAUCUGAUCCAGUCUUGCACCUUCAAACUUUAUUAAAGUUAAAUUCUGUGAAGGCUGAAUUGAGAGACAAAUUCGAGGUUAAAUUCCAGCUGAAAAUAAUACAUUUGUUGAGUGUCCAAACUCCGAAACCAACCCUCUCUGAAAAGAAAAAGAAACUUGGUUUGUUAAGAUCUGUGUUUGAUAUGAGUGUGUAUUGGUUCCAUUUCGGUUUUUAA